Eleginops maclovinus (Patagonian blennie) is the source of this 2340-nucleotide messenger RNA. RefSeq lists its product as uncharacterized. NCBI's taxonomy places the organism in Eukaryota, Metazoa, Chordata, Actinopteri, Perciformes, Eleginopidae. Bases 595 to 1581 code for a protein of 328 amino acids. Gene Ontology annotation, molecular function: sequence-specific DNA binding. The transcript has 6 exons. The record is from RefSeq and is a predicted model, not a curated record.
ACCCGAAGUUUUUCCGAUCUUGGCCGAACAUCAGCCGAGUUACGGAGUUCUCCCGAAUAGCUUAGUACACGCGCUAACGGAACCUCGACCUAUCUCCAAAAUUACCACACUACAAUCACCUGUUAUGACACCAAACUUCUGCAGUAGUAUAAAUGUGGUCUGUAGGCCUACUCACAAAACGAUGCAUUUCGAAGUUUGUACAUAGUCCAGGAGUGUAUUAGUAUCAACACAAGCCGAAUAGCUUCUAAUCUGCUAAAGCUGCGUCGACGUCACUUCCUUGAUCUGGGAAUAGCCCGUAAAAGUCCUCAUCGAAACUCAUAAUAUGCACAAGGAAAAGUGAAUUCAGCGUCAGUAUUGAUAACUAAAAUCCUUGUCUAAUUGAUAGUAGGUAACAUUUGAAGUAUCUUUUUAGUGUUGCCUUUUAAAUAUAAGCCAUUAUCACAAUUCAGUGAUUUUGUUUUUUUAUACUCUGUUGACGGAAACAACUGUGUACACGUGACGGAGGAUAGUCAAACACGGUUACUUCGGGCUACUGCAGCGAAAGAAGAAGACUGUUAUUUGCUGCUACAGCGCGAAGUGAAAAGAUAGGACAAGAUGCCAUUCUCUUGUAUCUAUCCUGGCUGCGGACUAAAACGCAAAUUAUUCCAUCAAGAGAGCUUUCAUGAGCUGCCGUAUAGACACCAGGACCAGGAACUUCUACAGCAGUGGAUGGUUGUUUUGAAUAUGGACAUCACGACGCCGGUCGAGACGCUGAAGAAGAAGCGCUAUCGUGUGUGUAGUCGACAUUUCGAUAAGGACGAUUUCAUUCAUCCUAGAACUGGCAAGCGGUCAAAAGGGGUGCACCGAGUUAGAGUACUGCUGAGAAGAAAUGCCAUUCCACGAGUGGGGCCACCGGCAACAGACACAGUGGAGCGCCCUCAGUCAACCCCCAUAAAGAGCCAGGACACGGCAUCCAAGAGUCGGCUUGCAGGACUAACAUUCUCCCUGAUGAGUCCAGAAUCAUCUGAUGUUAGACCACGUACUCAGCGUUCUUUGUCAGGCAUUUACAUGGCCCGCACCCCAACAUUUAAACUUUCUGAGCCUGAGGACAUGGGUGCAACAUCAGCAUCUUGCACUCCCCUAUAUGGUGCUCCUGUAGAAAUUCCAGAACUGCGUGACAGCUCGGCAGUAAUGGACAAACCACCGGACCAGGUCAGAAGCUCAGGCAUUCAAGGAAAGGUAUCCGAGACAUGCACUGCAACCAUGGAGAAACCGGCUCUGCAGCACAUUGUUGAUGAGGAGGCCAUCCUGCAGCUGAUGAAGGAUUGUCCGAUGUGCGGCAGAAAGUGUCGCUGUACUAAACAGACAAAAGGUCCUUUCUUGAUCGUCUACCAAAGCUGUUACUUCUGCAACUAUCAACGCAAGUGGGCCAACCAGCCUGAAGUUAGAAAUAUGAACUUUAAGAAGAAAAACAAAGCGAGAAAGAGAUGUCAGCCAAAGGAAAAGGUUCCCGGAAAUGCUACGGCUGAAUCACCAGAGCUUAAUAAGACAAACAUUUCUGAAUCCUCAGUGUCAGAGUCUCAUGACCUCGUACAGAACUGAAGAGCUGGAAGGCCACUCUGUCUAAGAUGUAACUGACUCACAUGAAUCUGAAAUUGGGCAUGAAUCCAGCCUCAGAUUUGCCUUUAAAGUUGGAUCAUUAUUAUACUGUAGGAGAUGCUUGUUGGUGAAAAAGAAUUUCUGUAAAGUUUACUGUCGAGUUGAGGCUUUAGUUACAAUGUUUAAUAUGCCAAUAACAAACACACACGCUUUCGAAGCUGUGGUGGAGAGGAGGACUCUGAGCAAACUGUUGGAUAACCCCACCCACCCUCUCCACCUGCAGCUGGAAGGACAGCGGAGCUCCUUCUCCAACAGACUGCUCCAGCUCACAAGGACAGGUACAGGAGAACAUUCCUGCCCACUGCAAUAACACUGUACAAUAAUUCCCCUCUCUGUUAACUGGACAUAACAUGCACACUUUACAUUGUACAUUUAUAUUAUAUUUUCAUUUAAUAUUCCUUUUUUUUUUUUUGCUAUCUGUAUGUUUUUUAUUUCAAAUGUUUUGCUAUGCUUCAUAUUGUUUUGUAUUUUGCUGCAGUAAUGAAAACAUUUCCCAAUUUGGGAUAAAGUAUUUCUGAUUGGAGUGAAGCAGUAAGAGCGAAAAUCAUUGUUUAUUCUCUAGUAGUUACAAUACUAGCAGUGUGGAAAAAUGCAUUUCGAAUACUAAUCAAAAUAAAGAUCUAGAACAGUGGUACUCAACCAUGUCCUAAUCAGGAGCCACAUUGACGAAUAAAUAUUUUUGCAAGAGCCACAAUCCAAAAA